Rhizopus microsporus ATCC 52813 is the source of this 1501-nucleotide messenger RNA. RefSeq names its product putative pre-mRNA-splicing factor slu7. Gene Ontology annotation, biological process: mRNA splicing, via spliceosome. Gene Ontology annotation, cellular component: spliceosomal complex. Gene Ontology annotation, molecular function: pre-mRNA 3'-splice site binding. Lineage: Eukaryota; Fungi; Mucoromycota; Mucoromycetes; Mucorales; Rhizopodaceae. The transcript has 4 exons. The record is from RefSeq and is a predicted model, not a curated record. The coding region runs from base 138 to 1439 and encodes 433 amino acids.
AGCUGUGUUCUCUUGUCAAGUGUUACUUGAAAGCACAAAUUAUAAUUCUCAUUGGACAGUAUUUAAGUUUCAGUAUGUGACUGUAAAGCAGCAGAGAUGCAUUUGUUUCUUUUUUUUCUCUCCCCAUCAAAUUACUGAUGCAACAGACUAGAUUAACAAAAGAAGAAUACCGCCAGGCAAAAGACCUUGAUGCUGCACGUAAAGCUGGUACAGCGCCUGCAGAAGUUGACGAUGAAGGAAACGAAAUCAAUCCCCAUACUCCACAGUUUAUGUUAAAGGCUCCUUGGUACGUUGACACUGGUAAAGUGUCUUUGAAACAUCAAAAAGCUCCCGAAAAGCGAAGCGCGAGUAAAUUUACAGCUGAUGACAACUAUUGGUAUGCUAGAGGCAAAAGAGCAGGCCCUGCUGCAACAAAAUAUCGUAAAGGUGCCUGUGAAAACUGCGGUGCAAUGACCCAUAAAACGAAGGAUUGUGUAGAGCGACCAAGAAAAAAGGGUGCAAAAUGGACAGGAGAGAACAUCAAAGCGGAUGAGAUUAUACAGGAUGUUGAACUUGAUUGGGAUGAAAAGAGAGAUCGUUGGAAUGGUUAUGAUCCUAGAGAACACGAUAAGGUCAUUGAGGAAUAUAAUAAAAUUGAAGAAGCAAGAAGAAAGUUUAAAGCAACUGAAUUAGACAAGCAAGGUCCUACUACAACCUCUGAAGCUAAAAAGAUUGCUGGUAUAUCUGACGAUGAAGAUGAAGAAGAUGACGAUAAGUACGCUGACGCUGCCGAUAUGCCUGGUCAGCACGUUAACCAAAAGACAAGAACAACUAUUCGUAAUUUGAGAAUUCGUGAAGACACAGCUAAAUAUCUUUUGAACUUGGAUCCUGAGUCAGCAUUCUAUGACCCCAAGACACGUUCUAUGCGUGAAAAUCCAUUAAAAGAUAAAAAGGCAGAUAGUCUCGAUUAUGCAGGUGAUAACUUUGUUCGACAUACAGGUGAAACCCCUGAAAUGGCCAAGGUGCAAAUGUUUGCAUGGCAAGCUUCAGAGAGAGGCAACGAGGUUCAUCUUCAAGCCAAUCCUACGCAGGUAGCAUUACUACAUAAACAGUAUGAAUCAAAGAAGGAUGAAGUGAGAGAGGCGACACAAAAGAGCAUACUGGAGAAAUAUGGUGGAGAAGAGUAUUUGGAGGCACCUCCAAAGGAAUUACUGCUAGCACAAACAGAAAACUAUGUCGAAUACUCUAGAACGGGUAGAGUAAUCAAAGGACAAGAAAGAGCAAAAGCAAAAUCUAAAUAUGAAGAAGAUGUAUAUAUCAAUAACCAUACAACUGUAUGGGGAUCAUAUUGGCUGGAAGGAAGAUGGGGAUAUAAGUGCUGUCGAUCAUUUGUAAGAAAUUCAUACUGUACAGGCGCAGCUGGUAUUGAAGCUCAAAAAGCAGCUCAAUUACUUAAAUAACAAAUGCAUUCUAAUAAGGAACUUCAUUAUUUUGCAUCAAAUAAACUUUUUAAUAUUCAGAC